Molecule: messenger RNA, 3081 nt
Organism: Lagenorhynchus albirostris (white-beaked dolphin)
Lineage: Eukaryota; Metazoa; Chordata; Mammalia; Artiodactyla; Delphinidae
Gene: OVCH1
Product: ovochymase 1
Exons: 24
Coding region: 1-3081 (1026 amino acids)
Biological process (GO): proteolysis
Molecular function (GO): serine-type endopeptidase activity
Source: RefSeq, a predicted model, not a curated record
AUGCGGACGCCGCCUGGGGCUGCUUCGCUGCUGCUCUUGGUGCUCGCGGUCUGCCCCUGGCGGAGCAGAGGUGAGCCCGGCGCUGGGCGCCGCCGAGGCUGCGGGCGGCUGAGCGCCGGACUGAAGUGCGGAAUUCGUGCAGUUGAUUUGAAAAGUACGGAAACUAUCUUGGAAUCGGGGUUCUUCUCUAGAGUUACUAGUUGGGGAAAUUCAACAGUUGGUGGACACCCGUGGCAGGUCUCCCUGAAAUUAGGUAGGCACCACUUCUGUGGAGGAAGCUUGAUUCAAGGUGAUCUGGUGGUUAGAGCAGCACACUGCCUGGCUAGCCUCGAUGAGAAGCAAAUUAAGCAUCUGACUGUGACUGCUGGGGAGUAUAACCUCUUUCAGAAGGAUAAGGAGGAACAGAAAAUUCCUGUCUCAGAAAUUAUUAUCCAUCCUAAAUACAACAGACUUGGAUGUAUGAGUUUUGAUAUUGCACUGCUAUAUCUAAAACACAAAGCCAACUUUGAUUGUAGACCUCAGGGAACAGUAUUAUUUGGAGAAAAUGGGAAGAUUUGUUAUCCCCAUUCGAAAGAGAGCAACUAUUCUCAUAAUCGCUUAUGUAUCUGGAAAAUAAUGGUACCAGAAAAUAAAAUUAUCCUAAUAAAAUUUACAAGCUUAGACAUAGAAAAUCAAGUUGAAUGUGACCAUGACUCUGUAUCUUUACAAUCAAGCAGUGGAGUGCUUAUUAGUAAGGUCUGUGGAAAUAUAUUGCCCUCACCAUUGCUGACAGAGACCAAUGAGGCCACAGUUACCUUUGUUUCUGAUACAGACAACAGUGGCAGCAGCUUUGAGCUUACCUUUACUGCUAUACGGAAGAACUCAGAAGCAGGUUCAGGAUGUGGGAGUGGGGCUGUGCUGGUGGUGGAAGGGAUGAUUCACUCUGCCGGCUAUCCUCACCUGUAUCCCAGGAAUGUAGGGUGUCACUGGUUGAUUCAUGCUCCAGAGAAACACAUUAUAAAGCUGACAUUUGAAGACCUUAGUAUUGAAUUUAACCAAAACGGUACUCAUGCUGUUGUGAUUUAUGGUGAUCCUGAAGAGGAACAUGGGUUGGCCAAGCUUUGUGAAAUCUUGAAUGCUACUCGGGUAUUCAGUCCUGGUGAUAUGAUGGUGAUUCACUUUAAAAGUGAUGGUGGAAAGAAUUUCCAACGCUUCAAGGCUAGAUUCAGCGUUUUACCCUCAGAUUCAUUAAACAAAAUUGGAUCAACGUCAUCUUCCAAAACCAAUGCUGUAUCUUCUACAAAAGAUAUACCAUAUGGUGUCUGUGGCAUCCCUCCAUUUAGUCCUCAGUGGCUUUCCAGGAGAAUUGCAGGAGGGGAGGAAGCCUGCCCCCACUGCUGGCCAUGGCAGGUGGGUUUGAGGUUUCUAGGCAAUCACCAGUGUGGAGGUGCCAUCAUCAGCUCUAGCUGGAUUCUGACUGCAGCCCAUUGUGUGCAAUCGAAAAAUAAUCCACUCUUGUGGACCAUUGUUGCUGGAGACCAUGACAGAACCUUGAAGGAACCAACUGAGCAGGUGAGAAGGGCAAAACACAUUGUGGUGCACGAAGACUUUGACAGACUGACCUUUGACUCUGACAUCGCCCUAAUACAGCUGAGCUCUGCUCUGGAGUUCAACUCAGUGGUGAGGCCAGUGUGUCUCCCGCACAGCACGGAGCCUCUGUUUUCCUCUGAGAUCUGUGUUGUGACUGGAUGGGGAAGUGUUAGUGAAGAUGGUGGCCUAGCGAGUCGCUUACAGCAGAUUCAAGUGCUCGUGGUAGAAAGAGAGGUCUGCGAACGCACUUACUAUUCUGCCCAUCCAGGAGGGAUUACAGAGAAGAUGAUCUGUGCUGGCUUUGCAGCAUCUGGAGGGAAAGACGUGGGUCAGGGAGAUUCUGGUGGGCCAUUAGUAUGUAAACAUGAAAAAGCUCCCUUUGUCCUCUAUGGCAUUGUCAGCUGGGGAGCCAGCUGUCCCCAGCCAAGGAAGCCAGGCGUAUUUGCCAGGGUGAGUGUCUUCUUGGACUGGAUUCAAUCCAGAAUCAAAGGUCCUGUUUUACUUCAGAUAAAUAAAGAAAACAAAAUCUUAACAAGACAACAAUUGCCACCACCCACACCUUCAAGAGACAGCGCAUCUGGGCCAGGCUGUUACUCUGAAGUGGAGCUGGAAGAGCCCAGAGGCUUUUUUUCCUCUCCAAGAUAUCCACUGGAUUAUAGAGGAAAACUGGACUGUUCUUGGGUGCUCAGAGUUUCACCAAGCAGUAUGGCAAAACUUACGGUUGAGUAUCUGUCACUCCCUGGGUCUCAUGUGUGUGGCGAUUCAGUUCUGACUAUUUAUGAAGAAAACCACAAUGAGAGAAGGAUGUCAGGUGAGUUAUGUGGGAGAAGGCUUUACCCAAUGAUUUUCAUGAGCUCUGGACCACUGGUGAGGGUGACAUUUCAUUCCCGUGUGCAAGGUGCUUUUGGCAUAAAUUAUAUUGUCUUUAGAGUCCAAGGUCCAAAGAGCAGUAAAACUACCAAAUUUCUUCAGAGUUCAAACCAAGAGCAUGUGACCACUUGUGACGAUGUUAUUCUUACCAAACCAACAGGAAUCAUACAAAUCCCAAGAUAUUUUCACAGAACCACUAUGAGCUGCCACUGGAGAUUAUUGGCCCCUCCAAAUCACAUCAUUCGCCUUGAUAUUGUCAACUUCCAGAUGCAACCAAUGCCCUUGGCCUGUCAGGGUCACCUGUUGGUUUACGAAGGAUUUGGAUCAGGCAAAAAAUUAAUAGGGAAGGUCAUGGAGGCUGAAUGGAGGCUGUUUCCUGUAAUUCAAGAAACGGGGACACAGAAAGCCUUUGUGCUCAGGAGCCCCACAGGGCCCUGCUCAUCUGAUAAUGUGAGAAAUGUUGUAUUGAGAACACAAAGAAGAUUUGCAUCAAGUUCAAAUUAUGUAAUAGAUAAUGUUGCCUUGAAAGAGGAUGGCAACAAAGGAGUACAAGUGACGUGGACAGAUCUGGAGAUAGAACUGAUAGGAUUUCUUGAUGGAUUGAAUGUGGCAUUAAAUCUGCAGGCCAAGGAUGGCUCCUAA